AUGCCACGCUUCUUUCCUCAACCAACGGGUAAAUUACAUUCAGUGGUAGCAGGUCUUCUGAAAGGGAAGAUAUACAAAAAGCCACCGCCAUGGUACCCUGUCAUGAAUCUGAUACCACCCGGACCUUCACUUAUUCGCGGUGGUAUAUCAUUUGCAGCGACGCCACAUUCUUUAACACCAACCACAGUCUCUUCCGUGCCAGCUAACGAUUCCUCCAUAAUUCCCUCAAAGUUUCCAUCAUCCAUGGUUUCACCUGAUGAUGCAUCUGCCACGGUCUCAUCUGAUGAUACAUCUGCCGCGGUUUCAUCUGAUAAUGCAUCCUCCGCGGUUUCGUCUGAUAAUGCAUCCUCCGCGGUGUCCUCCGAUUAUUCCAUCUCUUCCUACACUUGCUGGUGUGUUAUUUAUUUAGUUGCAGCUUACGUCUCUCACGUUGCUACGUCACUUCCUCUUCCAACGACAAAUACAAAAAAAGGCCGCUCGCACUCGUCGAAACAUCUUCGUCAAAAACAUGCCCGCCCUCAACCAAUAGUUUAUCCAGAAGACAGACUGCGCAGGAUAUUUUACCGUGAUCAUCCAUAUGAAUUAUUAAGACCGCAAGUAUUGAUUGAGAAGGAUGCGCCUCGAAGGACGAUCUGGGAUAGCUUGACGCAUAAAGGCGAGGCACCGUCUGAUAUUACUGGGGAGAGUGUAAUCCAAUACCAACUACACCUAAUGUCUAACGGCUCUUCUGAACGGGACGCCUAUGUAGUAGCAUGUAGAGAGUUUUAUGCAGUACGUGCUCGGGAGGAAGUGGAACAACGUGUGGCUGAAGAACAGGCUCGUGCGUUUGGUGCAAAACGAGUUAAUUCUGAAACAAUCAAGGCUAUUAGGAAGGAGACAAAGGUCAUUCGGAAGACACUCAAAGACGUUGUACAAAACACUUUAAGGUUAAAUGCUAGAAGAGUGGGAGUGUAA
Molecule: messenger RNA, 954 nt
Organism: Paraglomus brasilianum
Lineage: Eukaryota; Fungi; Glomeromycota; Glomeromycetes; Paraglomerales; Paraglomeraceae
Source: the annotation of a GenBank genome assembly